UCUCUCUCUUAAUAGCCGUUGCAAAAUCAAAUUUUUAAUUCUGCAAAGUACACAAAACCCCAAGAGGAAACUACAAAAACUAUUAAUCAAUCAAAGAUCUCUCUCUGCUCUCUGCCUCCAAACCAAAACACAGCAAGAAACACAUCCAAAACCUUAAAAUUUUUCAACAAUGGCAGAGAUUAACGGCUCUCUGCGACAAACCCAUCCAGAAAAUCCCACACUCCAAACUUUCUUUCAUGCCCUCGACCCCAUAUCUCUCGUCCUCUCUCAGAAUUCAAACUCCAACCAACCCGUCCCUCUCAGACUCACCACAGAGAGCUUUAUCAUGGAGAGAGGACCCAGAUACGGAGCAUACGCUGAAUUGAGAGAAUCAAAGCUGAGAAUGAGGCAAAUAAAGGAACAAGAACCUGAAGUAUAUGAACCAAAGCUGACCCCACCAAAGAAACAGGUAAAAUUUCAAGCUAAUUUGGUGUCUAGGCCUAAAGGGUCCUCUGUUCUUGCACAGUCGGUACCGGAUUUCUCUGCUACAUUGCGGAAAGAGAACCGGAAGCCGGUGAGUAUGCUUCCUCCAAUGCUGGAGAUGACUCCUCCGGCAAAGAAUGGAUCCAGAGUUAAUGGGAUUUUGUCGAAUUCGAGAGGGAGCAAGUCUGCGAAUGGAGGGGAGAAGAGGGGUGUUGGUGGUGGAUUGAUGGCAAGGAAGAGUUAUGCAAGUGUUGAGGAAUUGAAGGGGCUGUCUUCAGCCGCGGCCAAUGCCAUCAAUGGUGAAAACAGGGGAGGGAGGAAUGGCAGAUUGGUGGGGAAGACUGUGUUGGGGUACAGACAGUUUUGAAUGUGGUGGUGGUUUUACAUACGAUUUGUCUUUAAUUUUUUCAUUUUCUCUUUUUACUUGUUCUUACUUGAUUGAAUUUGAAUUUGUUUCACGAGUUUUUAGAGUAAUUUUUCAUUGCUUUUCCUAAGAGAUAUUGAAAUGUGAAGAUGAAUUUGUUUUCUAUUUUUGUCUCUAUUGGUUCAGAAGAGUGCAAAGCUCUGGAUGUAACCAUGAGAUGUUAUUGUAAUAUACUGAAGGGGGGUCUGUUCCUCCGUAAAUGAGUUUGGAGAUUUGAGAA
Molecule: messenger RNA, 1106 nt
Organism: Quercus robur (English oak)
Lineage: Eukaryota; Viridiplantae; Streptophyta; Magnoliopsida; Fagales; Fagaceae
Exons: 1
Coding region: 170-829 (219 amino acids)
Source: RefSeq, a predicted model, not a curated record